CAAGAGGUAUGUAUUUUCGUCAGUACCCUACACCUCUUGUUGCUUUGCUUCAUUCUCAAUCUUCAGAGCCAAGCAAAUGUAGAGAAACCCAGGUAGGAAAUGGACCCUCAAAGCCCAUAGUUGAGGAUGCCUUGAAGGUGUUCGAUGAAAUGCUUCACAGGCGUCCUCUGCCGUCUGUUGUCCGCUUCAAUCAACUCUUGGGCCAACUUGCCAAACAGAAACACUAUUCUGCAGUCCUCUCUUUGAAUAGGCAAAUGGGUCUCAUCGGAAUCUCUUCUGAUGCCUAUACUCUAACCGUUGUCAUCAAUUGCUACUGCCAUUUGAACCAAAUGGGGUUUAGUUUGUCUAUCUUGGGACAUUUCUUUAAAUUGGGUCUUCAACCAAGUGUCUUCACCUUCAACACUCUAAUAAACGGAUUUGUUCUCGAGAAUCAAGUGGCUGAGGCAGCACGACUUUUCAGCAAAAUGGUGGAGCAAGGUGGUAACUGUCCGCCGGAUGUGGUUACUUUCAACACACUAAUAAAGGGCUUUUGCAUGAUUGGAAACAACAGGGCAGCUAUUCAAUUACUUGGGAAGAUGGAAGAAAGAGGAUGCGAGCCUGACAGAGUUGCCUAUAGCACCAUCAUCGACAGUCUUUGUAAGGAUACACUAGUUGAUGAAGCAUGGAACCUCUUCUCAGAAAUGAUUGGUAGAGGUAUUGCUCCAAACGUUGUUACUUACAACUCUUUGAUUCAAGGAGUUUGCAAUAUAGGCCAGUGGAAAGAAGCUACAAGGUUGUUGAAUGAAAUGGUGAGUCAAAAUAUCUUUCCAGAUGUUUUCACCUUCAACGUCUUGGUUGAUGCACUUUGUAAGGAGGGGAUGGUCGCGGAAGCCAAAAGUGUGGUUGAGAUGAUGAUUCAAAGGCAUAUUGAGCCUGAUACGGUUACAUACAACUCACUUUUGGACGGUUACUGUUUGCGAGGAGAAAUGGACGAGGCGAAACAAGUUUUUGAUCUUAUGAUUAGCAAGGGCUCCAUGGUUGAUGUUCAGAGUUGUAACAUAUUUAUUAACGGGUAUUGCAAGGGUAAAAUGAUCGAUAAGGCUUACAAUAUUUUCAGGGAAAUGCCUCUUAGGGGACUUGUUCCUGAUAUCGUUACUUAUAACACUCUUAUUGAUGGUUUUUGUAAAGCGAGGAGACUACAAGAAGCAGAAAAGUUGUUCUCCGAGAUGCAAGGUUGUGGCCAACAUCCAGAUAUUCGAACUUAUGCUGUUUUACUUGAUGCCCUAUGUAGCAACCAGCAACUUUCAAAGGCAAUAGAAUUGCUUAGAGAGAUGAAGGAUAAGAAGUUGGAACUAAAUAUUGUAGUUUACACUAUUAUCAUUGAAGGUUUGUUGAAAGCUGGGAAAGUUGAAUCUGCAACAGAGGUCUUCUCUAGUUUGUCAUCAAAAGUAGUUCAGCCUAAUGUGUGGACAUACAAUGUAAUGAUUAGGGGACUUUGUAACGGUGGCCUCUUAGUUGAAGCAGAAAAGUUGUUUAGAGAAAUGAAACAAAAAGGCUGUUCUGCUGAUGGCUGUACCUAUAACACAAUUAUCCGGGGGUUUAUCAUUAAUAAUGAAGCAUCAAGGGCUAUGGGACUUAUGCAAGAAAUGGCCGAGAGGGGUUUCUCUGCAAAUGCAUCAACUAUGGAAUUGAUAGUUAAUUUAUUGUCUAAGGAUAGAGUAGAUCCCGCUUUGUUGCCAUUGUUGAAAAAUUCAUGAUAAAGUUAAUUUGAAGAUUUGAAGCAGAACUUUCUUAGUACGACAGUAAGAUUUAAGACUGCUGCACCUUUGACAACCUUGCAUGUAUCAAUCCUCCAUUUGAUAACCCGAUGUCAUUCGCUUGUUGUUAUAUCCUUAUUUGAAAUCCCAUUGCUAUUGUUGUGUUCGAAAUGAAAACCGCAAGCUGCCAGAGAUUUGGUGCAAUACUCAAUUUUUAUUUACAUAACUGAAGACUGCAUCGAUAAGUGCAGGGAUAAUAAGCACAUUAGUGGCAGUAUCUUUUGUUCUCAUUCUGGCAAGGCAAAUGAAAAUUGCUAUGUAAUUAUUAUUAUUUUCUAGUGAGUUUGUGUUUGAAACUUUGGUCCGGAUUACAGGUAAUUUCCAUGUAAACAAACUUGAGUGAUUCUCGUUCGAUUGUAAAAUAGGUGCCUGUACCUAUGAUCAAGUCGAUUAUUAUCCAUCACUACCAAUACAACUAGAAGUGAACUCAGAUGGAGUCAGCCACUUCUUGUUGUGGAUGUUAGCCUGCACCAAACUUUUCUUUGAACAAUUCCUUUGGCCUUAUUUCGGGAAAGCAGCAGUUUCUGGAGGCCUUGAUUUCAU
Molecule: messenger RNA, 2339 nt
Organism: Rosa rugosa (rugosa rose)
Lineage: Eukaryota; Viridiplantae; Streptophyta; Magnoliopsida; Rosales; Rosaceae
Product: pentatricopeptide repeat-containing protein At3g22470, mitochondrial-like
Exons: 1
Coding region: 9-1736 (575 amino acids)
Molecular function (GO): protein binding
Source: RefSeq, a predicted model, not a curated record